GCUUUUCACGAUACUGGCUACAUGAGUUACUUACCGGCAGUGGUGUGUACGUGGACCCUCGAAAGGAAAGAGUUAAGAGUCCCGAAUUACUUGCUCGACUAGAAGCAAUCCUUGCCGAACAAGCGAACAAAGAGUAUGCCCGUAUGAUCGGACGUGUCGCCUCCUCUUAUGAUGUUGAAACGUUCAAGCUUCUUGACACCGAGGAGUUCCAAAGUUUCCGAGGUCAGCUCACCGCAAUAAUCAACAUCACGUUCACCGUGGUCGCCGUGUUCGCGGCCGUAUAUCACGUCGCUCAGAACAUUACUGGUGAUACAGGAAUGCGCGUGUUGCUCGCACUUGCUGGAAGCACCAUCAUUGGCAUCGCCGAGACAUUCUUGUACAUGCGGUACCUAACCGGCUUUGAUAAGCAAGAGCAAAAGGAACGUAAAACGUCACGUCGAAAAUCACAGCCCAACUUUCGCAAUAAA
Acaulospora colombiana is the source of this 467-nucleotide messenger RNA. Lineage: Eukaryota; Fungi; Glomeromycota; Glomeromycetes; Diversisporales; Acaulosporaceae. The record is from the annotation of a GenBank genome assembly.